Molecule: messenger RNA, 951 nt
Organism: Archocentrus centrarchus (flier cichlid)
Lineage: Eukaryota; Metazoa; Chordata; Actinopteri; Cichliformes; Cichlidae
Gene: car15
Product: carbonic anhydrase 15
Exons: 8
Coding region: 1-951 (316 amino acids)
Cellular component (GO): plasma membrane
Molecular function (GO): zinc ion binding; carbonate dehydratase activity
Source: RefSeq, a predicted model, not a curated record
AUGAUUUGGACUGCAGCUCUGCUCAUGAUUGUCGGCUCUUACGCUGACUCAGAUGACUACUGUUAUGAUGAGCCACACUGUGAUCCUUACUCAUGGGGAGACAUGUUCCCUUCAUGUCACCCCUUACUUGAACACCAUCAUUCUCCCAUCGAUUUGGACCAUCACAUGAUCAGAAACGCCUCUCUGGGCGCUUUGUAUCUAGAGGGCUUCGAUGAGAUGCAAACAGGCCACUGGACGCUCAAAAACGACGGGCACUCAGUCAUACUGCAGGUUGGCAGCAGCAUGACAGUGAGUGGUGGAGGUCUUCCAGAUGUGUACCACACAGUCCAGCUGCAUUUCCACUGGGGAGGACCAGCCACCAACGGCUCAGAGCACACUGUGGACAGACGCAGAUACCCAAUGGAGAUGCACAUAGUCAAUAUGAAGUCCAUCCAUCCAAAUUUAUCUGCUGCCCUGGAUGAUCCAACAGGACUUGCUGUUCUUGGAUUCUUCAUUGAUGUUGUUUAUGCUGACAAUGUGCACUUUAGACACAUAUCACAGAAACUGUCGUCUGUUGCUUACAAAGGACAAGCAACUAAAGUCAAGCCAUUCCCUCUGAUGAGCCUCCUGCCGAAGCACAACAUGAGUCAGUAUUACCGGUAUUACGGCAGCCUCACCACCCCUCCAUGCUCUCAAGCUGUUAUAUGGACUUUGUACGAGGUCCCCAUCUACAUCUCGUGGUCCCAACUGGCUCAGUUUACCUCGCAGAUCUUUUCCACAGAGGAGGAUGCAGAGCAGGUGACACCGCUCCAGAACAAUUUCAGGCACAUCCAUCCCACUUUCAGUCGCAUUGUCUCAGCUUCCAUAGAUGCCAAACUCCUCAGAGGGACAGCCGGUCGGCCCCUCAGGUCGGCCGCUUCUGCGCAUCUGCUUCCAGUCAUUCUGCUGGGAGGCUUCUUCUCUGGACUUUAG